Molecule: messenger RNA, 6687 nt
Organism: Diprion similis
Lineage: Eukaryota; Metazoa; Arthropoda; Insecta; Hymenoptera; Diprionidae
Product: Ig-like and fibronectin type-III domain-containing protein 1
Exons: 24
Coding region: 275-4600 (1441 amino acids)
Molecular function (GO): protein binding
Source: RefSeq, a predicted model, not a curated record
UAUAUAUGUAGGUAUAUAUAUAUAUUGUGAGUGUGGAGUUUGGCAAGGUUCUGAAGGUGCUGCGGAAUUUUUCGAUUUACCGAGUACCAUCCAUCCGAGCCACACUAGUCAACGAAGUACCUACGAGUUUUUGUGGCAUCAAAGAAAACCGGUUUCAAAUAACUGCGGCAUUCAUCUUCGACGUUGCCUCGCCACCGCUGAACAGCUGCUUUGCGUGACCGCAAAGUUCGAUUUGGACACGAGUAAGAGAGAGAGAGCAAACCGGACAAUAACCAUGUUGCAGGGGAACAGCAAUCCUAUCAACGUCCUCCUGGCGGUCCUCCUGAUCCUCCUGGUCACCGUCACGUCGACACUCGCCUCCACCGGCAUGCCGAGCAUACGGGACAGCAUAACGCACCCGGUUCACGUCUACGAGGGUGACGAUGCCUUGAUCACCUGCGUCGUUAGAAACAUCGGCGACAACGUCGUCAUGUGGAAGAAGGAAGAUCGGCCGAAGCACAGCCGACGGAUCCUGACGGCCGGAGACUCCCGAGUCACUGGCGAUCGCAGGGUUUCCGUCAUCCACGAUUCUGCUACUUCAGGCGAGACCGAAAUCCCAACCGGAGGUGAUGUGUGGGUCCUAGCUAUCAAGAACGCCAAGCCUGCCGACUCUGGUCUCUACGUUUGCGAGGUCAACUCGGAUCCCGUAUUGCGCUCCUUCCAUAAAUUGAGCGUGCUCUCCAGGGCGCUUUUACCACCGGAAAACGCAACGGAUGUGAAUCUGUACUCGACGCAGAAGGAGGUUUACGCAAAAAGUCACAACUACACGACAUGCUGUCAGAGCGAGAACGUCAACGCUAGUUGUCUUGGCUUUUGCAGUAUUCAGAGCAUCCUGGAAGGCAACACCGGCCAAGACCCGGAAAAUUGCGAGGCCGACUUUCCAUCUAUCGUAAAAUGCAUGGCAGACGGACGCAACCACGUACCAUGCUGCAUCCAGGAAUCGGUGCCCGACAUCUGCCAGGACGUCUGUCGUGGCGACUACACGGUCAUCACGGAAAAUGUCAAAACUCACUUCUCCUGUUCGGCCUACACUGAAAAAACGCUCGCCUGCAUUGUUGAAGGAAUACAAUUACUACCGUCACCACCAACGCUUCUUAACGUGGAAUCGCUCACUGACAAAUCAUUGCGGGUAACUUGGUCACCGCCGGAUGCAAACAGGGAAUCGGUCACCGAGUUUCUCGUCAACGUAACGGCUCUUCGACACUUUGACGAACAUCCCAGUGACAUUGAUUCGACCGGAACGGUGCCGACGGAAAACGCGACGAUGCUGGUCAAGGUCCGUGGAAACGUGCUGUCCACUGUGGUUACCGACCUGAAACCAUUUACAAUGUAUGAGGUUCGCGUCGUCUCCCUAAAUAUUCACGGAAGCAGUCUUCCCAGCUACGCGGUCAGAACGCUCACCUUUUCUCCUGGACGAAUGAACCCUACCGCCGUUGUCGACACUCCCCAUCUCCCGGAUACCCGCGGCUGCUGCGUCAGCAAGGGGGUCUCUGAUCCUGGCUGCGUCGAGAAGCUCUGCGAUCCGUCCUCGAUCGAUCAUGCAGAAAUUCAUAACCUAAUGAUCUGUGCUCCGUGGGCCCCCGAUACCUUUGCCUGUUUGAGCAACGGAAUUGAUCAUACGCCGUGUUGUCAAGCUCGUGGAUUACCGGACAUCUGCCAACCAUUCUGCAGCGGCAACGUGACUGUAAUUAAUUUCAAUCACUUCAGAUGCUUGAGUUACAUGAUGGUAUACAAGAACUGCUUGUUGGAUGGUUACGGUGUACUGCCGUCAGCCCCUACCAGUAUUCAGAUCUCCAACGUCGACACGGACUUUGCAAUCCUGCAAUGGUCACCUCCGAAAACGCUUGGUGAUACGGUCAAAGGCUACAACGUAUACUACAGGGAGCUAACCGACGACUUUUCUACAGCUGUUUACGAAGAACACUUGGAUGUACAUAGUCCUACAAUAUUAACCAAUUUGACCCAUGACACUGACUACGAAGUUUACGUAGAGGCACGAAAUAUCCACGGAGUCGGCGACCCAUCGGCGAGAAUAAUCUUCAGAACUCAGAGCAAGGUCCUUGUCGAUAAGGAAGAAGAGGCGUCUUAUUACAACAUCACAUCAUGUUGCGUGGAGACGAACCUGAACAGUAUUUGUAUGCCUUUGUGCACCUACGAUGCUUCGAUGUCUGAUAUUCGAACACUGGCGUCUGUGUGCGAUUCCGAUUUCCAUAAAAUACUCAAAUGUGCAGCUGGAGGUAGAAAUCACAACGAUUGUUGUAGCCGCCGCGGAGUCCCUGCGGGAUGCAUGACUCUUUGCAGCGGAGUUAUUGUCGAUAGCCUCAUCAGUACUGCGACAAGUUGUAUUCCAUUUAUUGGCAACAUCGUUCAGUGUCUUGAGGAAGGCGUCGAUACGUUACCGGGUCCCAUUUCUGAGCUACACGCUACUGAAAUCACAGACAGUUCAGUAAAAUUGGAUUGGGAACCGCCAACCGACGGAUCAAACGUUACCGAUUACAUAGUAUACUACCAAAAAGUUGACAAUACCUCGAUGCACGAGACGGUCAGCAAGCUCGAUCAUCAAAUAAAUGUUACCGAAACAUCCGCCGCCAUUACCGGCUUAGAAAAUCACAAGUUAUAUCAAAUUUUUGUUGUGUCUCGUAACAAACACGGAACUUCCUUGCCGACUUCGAUUUUAAUGAUCAACAUAACGAGUAUCGAAAUUGACGACAAAGGUGUUCACGCUGUUACGUCACCGCCGCAUUCUCUCGCCGUUUCGGGGCACAGUGCAACCUGGGUAACAAUUUCUUGGCAGCCGCCAGAGUUCUCACAUCCUUCGGAAAAUCUGACGUACGAGUUAUUGUACAAAAGUACAGCCGAUCAACAGUUCCAGCAUAUUCAAACAUCCAUCACAUCACACAGAAUUCAGAAUUUGAUACCGAACGCGCAAUACAUUGUCUUUGUAACUGCCCAUAGUAAGAAGGGUAUCAGCCUACCCAGCGAGACUCUCAUUGCAUGGACGGAUCCUGCAUAUCCCGCGUAUGUUGAGCCACCGACUGUUCAUCCGAUCAACCUCGUUGUAGAAGGCAGCAGCAUGACCAUUUUGUGCAUUGCGAUGGGUACGCCAAUGCCGACAAUCAGUUUAUACAUUAGCGGGCGACUUGUCUAUCAAGAAACGACGAGGCACAUGGUUACUGUUGUGAACAACGUAACACGAGAUAUGGAUCAAAUUAGUUGCUAUGCAGACAACGGUUACGGAACACCCAUGCAGGCCAGCAGAAAAAUUUCAAUCAGCCACGUACCGCACGUAACCGCAUCCGUCAUAACAGUGGCCGCUUUGGGUGAUUCAGUGGUAUUGGAAUGCAAAGUCGAAGCAUAUCCAGAACCCAAGAUGCUCUUCUGGAGAGAUAAAAGUGGUCGCGUCCCCGUCAUCCAAGGUGGGAAGUACAACAUCAACGUUCAGCCAAGUAAAGAUACCGAAACUGAGUACGUGAUGCAAUUAACCAUCAAUAAGAUAUCUGAAAUGGACGAAGGCGAUUACUUUUGCCAUGCGGAAAAUGCGUUCGGAAGUGGCACGCAGCCCGUGAGUGUCCGAAUCAGGAACGUUGCCGCGACUAAUAACGUUACACAAUGCUGUAUCGAACAGAACGUAACCAGUGGUUGUAUGGAAGCGUGCAGUUUUUAUUUGGACAUAGACGCAGUCAUCGACAAGCCGCAAUGUAUCAACGACUUUGACAAGCUCAUGAAAUGCGCCGCCGACGGAUCCGAUCACAGAUCCUGCUGUGCAAAGUGGGAUGUGCCUCGGCGCUGCCUGGACUGGUGCCGCGGAGAGCCGCUGCUCAACAACAAAUUCUGCGUCUUGUCCUACACAAGACCUAUAAUGAGCUGUUUCCAAGAAGGGCGAGACCGUUUACCGGGUCCACCACAAGCAAUCAGUGUAGACGUUGUAGAUCCUCAUACCGUAAAUGUUCAUUGGACACCACCGGUUAAGAAUCCGCAUACGGUGGAAGUGUACAGAGUAUUUUGGCGCCCCAAGGGAGCAACAAAGGGUAACACCACUAAGAAUGACACGAAAACUACGAACUUAGUUAUCUCAGGAUUAAAAGAAGGUGUAAUAUACGAAUGCGUGGUUAAAGCUGGUAAUCACUUGGGUACGAGUACCCUUUCUGAACAAGUGGAGUUUAUUACUGGGGACAAAUACGUAACGUCUGCACUCGGAGAUUCUGGAUCUCACGUAGGAACAGUAAUCGGAAUCAUAUUGGCUGUUGUUUUUGUGGCUUGUAUCGUCGUCGCUGGUGUUUGGUUCGUUAGAACGAAACGACUAAAUGCUAAAGGACAAGGUGGUGUUGCAUUUGAAAAUCCAAGUUACCUCAGAGAAGUGAACAUGGAUCAUAUCCAAGAUCAGUCACAGGUCAACGGGGUCGCGACUUCGGUAACGUCUGGAGGUACUGGCUGGAAACAAGAAACGUUGAACGUACCGUCUGGUCAAAUGGGUUCAAUGGCGAGUCACGAGUCAAGUGCACCCUAUGAAGAACUGAAGCUUGGACAAGACAGCGCUGGAUUCAAAAAACUUUGCCCGUAGCACACAGUCUUGAUCAGCCAUUAUCAGGAUCACGCGAACCUUAUGCCCAUACGCUUAGCACGUGAGUCAACGUUUUGAAAAUGACACUUGAACAUUUUCGAGUCCAAAGUACAGUAUAUGUAUAGUAGAUACAAUAGCUGAGAGAUUAAUAUCAUGUUACUGGGUACAACGCGAUGGCCUUUGUGGGAUCUGAAUCUAAGACUUGAUGGUAUUUUUGUAAUUUUUUAGUUGUUUUCAGGGUUUGCCCCCUCCCCCCCCCCCCCCCCCCCCCCUCUGAUGAUCAUAUGCACUUAUAGAUCGUAUUUGUCAAAUUCUUAUCGCGAACACUUACAUGACCAUUGGCGAUAUACAUGCAGGAUAAAACUUAUGCUAAACCGUUCACGGGCUGUUUGCGUAAGAGACUGCGCAUGAUUUACGUAAUUUGUAUAUACACGCCUAUCAUUGAACGAGGAGAAAAAUACAAAAAUGAUUGAUUCUGUGUAAAACAUAGCAUAGUAUGGGCAACUAUAAAAUUGAACGUUAACUGUGAUGUUUGAUACGUCGAGCUAUAAAGAUGAGAAAAAUUAGUUUAGUGAGCUGGCCUCACUGAUUUUCACGUGGCACAUUUUCUGAAUCGAGACAAUUUUAAAUUUACUUUUCAAAUCGGUAACUAAUAGCUGUUGCUAUCAAUUUUAAUUUGUUUCGUUAUAUUUUUGUACAAUACCGCAAUCUCUUUUGAUUACGUAAACAUGUAUUCAUCUACCAUCUGGAAGCAUGUACAUGGUCUUGAAAUACGGGCAAUGUAAAUAACACAUGUAAUGUGAUCAAGUGAAUGCUCAAACAACACUUGACUGUGAGUUCCACUUUGUCCAGUUCUCAGGCCUUGAAUGAUCAAUCAUAUUAUGAUAAUAAGUUCACGCGUAUUAGGAAUGUUUUACUUACUCAAGUUUUUAAUUUGAUUCCAAAGAUGAUAAUAAAAACACCAUACCGUGAGUUAACGUGGAUGCGCAAUACAAAAAUCCCUAAUUAUAGGUAAUUCAAGUUACACGUACAUUCUGAGCAGAGCGCCGAGUUUUGCAAGGGAAAGGUAAGAUGCAUGCAUUACCGAUUCGAUCCAUCUUUAUUACACGUGUAGUUCAUGACCAGAAGUAUAACAGGUGUACGUAGUAAGGCGCGCUUCUCAGCCGUUUCCGAGAAAUUAAUUGAAUUAAUUACCAAUUAAUCAGUAGUCAAAAUUAAAAAUUAAAAUUGAUAAUCAAAAUUCAAUCUCUGGUACACUAUCAAUUCUCAGCACCAAUUUUCUGUAGGAUAAUGUCAACCCCUAGUUGAAUAUAAUUAGGGGUCCUUAUGUUGCGCAUCCAUGUAAUGUCACGGCACGUGAAAAAAUAAGUAAAUGAAAAUGAAUAUCACAUACCAUGAAUAAAUGUAUAGUGGGGCGCUUUAAAAUUAGAAGUGGUGCUAUGAUCAUUAGCAAUCAAAUAAUAUAUUGCGGUGUAUAAUAUUUUUAUGCAUCUACUUAUAAACGGAAUACCUGGAAAUUGUUUAUUAUUACGUAUAUAUAGUAAAUUCACAGCGUUACGAUACGGGAAGCAUUAUAGUAAUAGCUACCAUGUUUCACAUCUUGUCUAUUGAUAGAAUUUGCAUAGUAUGUAAUGUAAAAAUAUGUUACGAAUGCGAGUGGAGUUAAAAUUUAGACAAAAUGGAGUAAACGGAGACAAUCCGGACGGCACCAUAUUGUUUAUAUUAAAUAAUACCCGUCCUGAAACUUAUAUAGCUCACUGAAAUUAUUAUAUAACUGUAGCAUAUUGAACCCCCUAAUUACAAUAGUAUAACGUAUGGUACCAGUAAUGUAAAACUAUUUCAUUACUCACUAAUGCAUCGAAAUUUAAUGUACAGGUUAUGAAAAUGAUGAAACAAAAAAAUUAAAAUUAAUAAAUAAAAUGAAAAAUAAAAAAAUAUAGAUGGAACAAUGAAACGUCACGGAAACCUUACAACAAGAAUACUGAAAUAUAAACAAGAACAAUGCGAGGGUUCGUGAUUCAUGUAUUUUUGUUUUCCGAGUCGUUUUUUUCAAAUCUGUUAAGUAAUAGAGUGAAUAGAACAAAACA